AUGGCUUCUCCAAUUCCCCGCGGACUCCGCCAAGUGCUCCAAAAGUCCCCCAAUGACAUCGUCAUUCUCUCCUCGCUGCGCACGCCCGUCACCCGCGCCAAGAAGGGUGGUUUCAAGGACGCCUACCCAGAAGAGCUGCUCGCCAGCGUGCUGCAAGCAACACUGAAGGCAAACCCAAACCUUGACCCCGCCCAGAUCGACGAUGUGCUCAUCGGCUCCGUCCUACAAGAACUCGGCGGCGCCAAAGCUGGCCGCAUGGGCCAGAUCCACGCCGGCUUCCCUCACUCCGUGCCCUUCAACACGAUCAACCGCCAAUGCUCGUCCGGACUGGCAGCAAUCACAACAAUUGCGAACGGCAUCCGCGCCGGCGCCAUUAACGUCGGCGUCGGCGGCGGCAUGGAAUCCAUGACCCGCAACUACGGCUCCCGUGCCAUCCCCACGGUCCUCUGGCCCGAGCUGAAGGAGUCCCACUCCCAGGACGCACGCGACUGCAUCAUGCCCAUGGGAAUUACCUCGGAGAAUGUCGCGUCGCGCUACGGAAUCUCCCGCGCAGACCAAGACGCUUUCGCCGUCGAGUCUCACGCAAAGGCCUCAGCCGCUCAGAAGGCUGGCCGCUUCGACUCCGAGAUCGUCUCUGUCACUACCAAGACCCUUGACCCCGAGAACCCAGAUGCCCCCGCCAAGGAGGUGACCGUCUCCCAGGACGACGGUAUCCGCCACGGUCUGUCCCUCGAGAAGGUCGGCGCGCUCAAGCCCGCUUUCUCGCCUACCGGCGCUAGCACCGCCGGUAACAGUUCACAGGUCAGCGACGGUGCCGCCGCCGCUUUGUUGAUGCGUCGAUCCACGGCUGAGGAGCUGGGUCUGUCGGGUUCUAUUAAAGGGCGCUGGGUCGCGUCUGCUGUCGCAGGCUGUGCCCCCGAUGAGAUGGGUGUUGGCCCUGCUGUUGCCAUCCCUAAGCUUUUGCAGGCUGUUGGUGUUGAGGUCCCCGACGUCGGUGUGUGGGAGAUUAAUGAGGCUUUUGCUUCGCAGGCUCUCUACAGCGUUCGUAAGCUUGGUAUCGAUCAGGCUAAGGUCAACCCUAACGGUGGUGCUAUUGCUAUCGGUCACCCACUCGGUGCUACCGGUGCUCGCCAAUUGGCUACUCUGCUGCCUGAGUUGGAGCGUAGUGGUCAGGAGAUUGGUGUUAUCAGCAUGUGCAUUGGUACAGGUAUGGGUAUGGCGGGCAUGUUUGUCCUCCUGGCAUUGCAGAGAAAUGAACACCAAAAUGCCAAGCAUCAAGAUCACCAGCACGUGACCCGCGCCUUUCUUGAAUUUGUUUCUCCGUCCGGGCCAACUCCGCCAGCUCGACGCUCUCAGACAACAUUCGCGCCCACCUUAACAAUGCGGCCCUCAAUGCGCCUCCCUCUGCGGGAGGCAAACUUUGUCUGUUCCAGCUGCAGAAUUCAAGCUAACCCCCGUGUCUCGCCGCUCGGUCAAACCCGCCGCUAUGCCUCCGACACCUCCCCCGGAAUCCUCGAGCGCGCUCGGCGCAAGAUUUGGGGCACCGACAAGCCCCCAGGCCCAGCAGACCCCUACACUGGAAGUCAGAUCAUGCCUGGGGCUGGUCUGAGUCCCGGAGAGCCCGUACAAGAGGAGGCAUUCAGUCUUCAAGAGGGUGAAGCACAAUCUGAAGAAAUCGAUGAGAACCUGACCUGGGAGGGAAUGCCCAGGAUUGGUUAUCUCAAGGAGAAAGAAUGGCGUCUGAAGGGUCCGAAGGGACAUGCUGAUAGAGUCAAACCAUGGUACCACAACCCAAGACCUUUACCGUACAUGAAGGCUGCGCACCAAGCUGCCGUGGAGAUUGGUCUGAAGCAAAUUUUGGGCGAAAAGGUCACCGUUGUUAGCAAGAACAGCAGCCGAGCGAUCGAAGCCCAGCUCAAGUCGGUUAAGAUUGAAGGUCAAUCUGGUAACUGGGGCGACCGUCUCCGGUUCCCCGACAUUAAGACAAUGGAAUCUCUUCUGCGCAAUGCAGCAGGGGUUGUGGACGGCAAAGCCGGCGAUGUCGCUUUCCAGGAGAAGUUGAAGAUAGCCACCGAGCAGGGAGAUCGCCUGUAUGGCGCAGAGUCCAAGGGUCAGCUGCAGAACAGCCUCAGCUCUCUGUCGCUGGCUGAUGGAAACGUCAAGUUUGUUUUCUUCGCCCGCCUCUCCAAAUUGAUGUCUCAGCACAUUUCUGACUACAUCAUCACCUCUUCCACCACUACUGGAGAUGUCUUCCGCGCACAGGAGGCACUUCGCAAAAAGACUACCAGAUUGACGCCUGUGCUUCUCCAUAAGAUUAUGGAUAAGAACGGCGCCGCUGAAUUGCCUAACGUCAAGAUUCUCGAUGUCCGUCAGACUCGCCAUGACAACGAUGAAGAUCUUGGCCGCAAGAAGGUUAUUGUUUCUGCGCUCUACAAGGGUGGUUUGAUUACCAAGAGCCUGGGUCAGAAACAACCGCCGCCCUGGAAGCAGGCUAAGAAGACUGAGCUGAAUGCCUAG
This is a messenger RNA of Penicillium expansum, 2517 nucleotides long. RefSeq names its product Thiolase, C-terminal. Gene Ontology annotation, biological process: phenylacetate catabolic process; fatty acid beta-oxidation. The transcript is spliced from 4 exons. Gene Ontology annotation, molecular function: acetyl-CoA C-acyltransferase activity. Bases 1 to 2517 code for a protein of 838 amino acids. Gene Ontology annotation, cellular component: peroxisome; mitochondrion. The record is from RefSeq and is a predicted model, not a curated record. Lineage: Eukaryota; Fungi; Ascomycota; Eurotiomycetes; Eurotiales; Aspergillaceae.